CCCCUUCCCUCCCUCAAAUUUUCUCGGGAAAGAAAACGCAAGAAAAUUAAAACAGAAAAUUCACUUUUCCAGUUAAACCCCCAGAAACGGUUUUCGCAUCCCGCCCAGCUUUCCUCUUGUCUAUCUCUCUUUCCCUCUUCAAAAACUGUGGCCUAAACGUACAACCCCUCUCUCUUUCCAUAAAUAUCUAGGGUUUUCUUAAAUACCUGUUGUCUUUAUGUCAGUCUAAUCUUAAUUCUCCAAUUGUAAUUCCAUACCCUAGAAUUGUGAGCCGACGAAUGGAGGAAGGGACUAGUGGCGGUGGAGGGGAAUCGUCGUCGAGAUUAACGCCGUCGUAUGUGAAAUUAGGUGACAGGCAAAUAUUCACGGUGGAGCUUCGACCCGGAGAGACGACAUUCGUAUCAUGGAAAAAGCUCAUGAAAGACGCAAACAAGGUCAAUAGUGGAUCCGCACCAGCCUCAGACCCGCCUCCUGCCAACGCUCAUCCCAACCUUGAGUCUCGCCUCGCCCCCGGACAACCAGCUGAAAAUGAAGAUAAGGAUGCGCCUGCUCCAAGUCGUUUCAGUGCUGUAAUUGAGAAGAUUGAACGUCUUUACAUGGGCAAGGAUAGCAGUGAUGAGGAAGAUCUAAAGGAUAUCCCUGAUGAUGAUCAGUAUGAUACGGAUGACUCCUUUAUUGAUGAUGCUGAGCUGGAUGAGUAUUUCGAAGUGGAUAAUUCAGCAAUAAAACACAAUGGAUUCUUUGUUAACAGGGGAAAGUUGGAACGCAUAAAUGAACCUACUGUUAUACCUAAUCAGCAAGCAAAGAAAAGACGAAGAAAAGAUUUAACUAAGGCUCCUGGUGAGGGUGAUGAUCGUAUAUCAAAUAAACAUGUUAAGCUUGGUAAGUCAGCAGCUGGGAAGACUGCAGUGCUGGUCGGAAAGAACUCUUCUAAUCCUUCUCAAAGCUUGGUUGUGACAAAUGAACGCUAUGAGGAAGUGAAAACUCCAAAUGUACUCUAUGCAUCUGGAAUUUCUGCAAAGAAGAAAUCUGCUGAAACUAAAAUAAAUUUGGAUCCUUCAUCGUCUGUAAAAGUUUCAAAUGGCGAUGUUUCUGUUUCUCUAGCAGAGGCCAAGGAUGUUGAAAAGCCAAAGACUGGAGGUUUCCAAGGGAAGAAUGUGACCAAGUCAAAAGAUACAAGUGGAUCCUUGGAUGUCUCACAUCAGAAAUAUCAUGAUAAAAGUGCUUACCCACAAUCCAAGUUGCAAGCAAAAUCGAUAACCAGUGGUAAUGAAAUUGAACCAUCAGUACGGUCAAGAGAAAAGAAUGGUGUCCGUGAGCUGCCUGACCUUAAUAUGCCAGAUGGCAAGACUUCCAUGCAAGUAACUAAACCUUCGCAUGUCCAUAGAAAGGAUGGUUCUAGUGUUAGGUCCAAGAGUUCAAUGCUGGAAAAUGCCAUCAGGGAAUUGGAGAGGAUGGUUGCUGAAUCAAGGCCGCCGGCUUUGGAAAAUCAAGAGGGAGAUGCCUCAUCACAGACAAUUAAGAGGAGAUUGCCUAGAGAAAUAAAGCUAAAGCUUGCUAAAGUUGCUAGACUGGCAGCGCAGGCAAGCCAGGGGAAAGUAUCAAAGGAGUUAAUCAAUCGCCUUAUGAGCAUUCUUGGUCACUUAAUACAGCUCAGAACACUCAAGGUAAGAACUUAAAAGGUAAUGAUCUGCAUUGGGCGCAUAGUCAGCAAAAGAAGAGAGAAAGAUGAAGGGUCUCCAACAAAUAAAGAUAAUAAGAUCUUGCCUGGAUAUUAAAAGAACACAUGUCCCAGUUUGGAGUCACAAGGUGCAUUGGAGCAACAAGCUGGAGCCUCCGACGAUUUUCAAGAAAAUGUUUCACAGGAAAAAGGAUCCCUAAAAAGAAAAUUUAGCAUGGAUGCUGUGUUGGAGGACAAAAUUUGUGAUCUCUAUGACCUUUUUGUUGAUGGACUGGAUGAUGAUGCUGGGCCACAAGUCAGAAAGUUAUAUCUAGAGCUUGCAGAAUUGUGGCCAAGUGGUUUCAUGGACAACCAUGGGAUCAAGCGAGCAAUCUGUAGGGCGAAAGAGAGACGAAGGGCAUUGUACAACAGACAUAAGGAUGAGGAAAAAAUUAAGAGAAAAAAGAUGCUGGCACCUAGAUUGGAUGAGACUGCUCGAGCUGAGGCUGGUUCUGUUGCUCAGCAACAGUAUAUGCGAGAGAGGCUGCCUGCUGAGACAGUUGGUCCGGUCUUAGCUCUAGCUAGCAAGUCGAUACCCAGUUCAGCAACAACAGCUGUUCGGGUACCAAGUCCUUCAAGGAAUGCACCAAAUGUGGAAAGGCUGAAACAAGAUAAGCCAAAAGGAAGCUCAAGCAAUCCCAUGGAUGAGGCAAAAAUAGGACUAGAUGGUGCCUUAGUAAAGAAAAAGGUAAAGAGGAGAUCAGAGCAAGAGUUGGAUGAAACCCAUUUCCGUUCUGAGAAGUUGCAUAACCAAUCUAGUGAAGAAAGACAGAAGUCCGUUAAGCAGGUAUCAUCUCUUCCUCAGAAGUUAAACCUUCAGUUGAAUACUCCUUCAAGUUUUGAACAGUCUAGCUGACUUCAUAUAGUCGACUGAGGGUAGGAAAUUUAUACCAUAGAAGUAAUUGUGUAACAAAGUCUUCCUUUUCUUUUCUUUUAUUUUCUCCUUAGGAGGCUUUAUUAAUUCUGACUGGCUGAUUGCUACCAUUUUUGUAAUUAAGUGUUGGAUGGUGCGUUGUCCAAUAGAGUUUCGUCUUUGGAAUAGGAGAUGGCAGAAUGCUGUAUUUCUCUUCUUCGAUUAAUGCAUUUGCUUUGACGUGUAUCUUUGCAA
Molecule: messenger RNA, 2828 nt
Organism: Jatropha curcas
Lineage: Eukaryota; Viridiplantae; Streptophyta; Magnoliopsida; Malpighiales; Euphorbiaceae
Source: RefSeq, a predicted model, not a curated record